Messenger RNA from Neohortaea acidophila, 852 nucleotides. RefSeq lists its product as uncharacterized. The transcript has a single exon. The coding region runs from base 1 to 852 and encodes 283 amino acids. Lineage: Eukaryota; Fungi; Ascomycota; Dothideomycetes; Mycosphaerellales; Teratosphaeriaceae. The record is from RefSeq and is a predicted model, not a curated record. Gene Ontology annotation, molecular function: hydrolase activity.
AUGCACCCACGGAAACUCCGCCGAAUGCUGCGCGCAGCUGAUGUCAUUCAAAGCGCGCCGGCCAGCACUUCCCUCAUCCACUCCCAGCCCAACACCGACCCAUUCCUCUCCCAACAAAGCACGCCCAACUCCAGCCCCUCGCACGCAAGGCAUGGACCCAACAUGCCCGCCCACCCCUCCUUCCCAACAACCGCCUCCUUCCCCUCAGAAAAACUCACUCUCGCCGCGGGAAUCGCAAUCUUCCACCUCGCCACCGCCCGCGUAGUCCUCUGCCACCACUCGCGCGACAAAUACUGGUUCCUACCGAAAGGCCGGAAGAACGCGGGCGAAGAGCUGCCCGCCGCCGCGGAGCGCGAGGGCUUCGAGGAGUCCGGGUAUCGCAAUCGCGUGCUGCCGCUGCCUUUUAAGCACCGUGCUACGCAUGAUGAGGGGAGGGGACGGGAGGCGUUUGUUACUGAGCCGGUGUGGAUGCAGCUUUUGCCGUUGAGCGAGACGGUGCAGUAUGUGCUUUUUUGGUUUGUGGGGGAGACGGUGAGUGAGGGGAUGGAGGGGGAGGGUGCGGGUGCGGGGAGAGGGUAUUCCGCGCCUGUGGCGUUUCCGAAGGACGUGACGUUGAAGGAAAGGAUUGGGAUGGAUCGGAGAGUUGGGGAGGAUGGGAAGGUGGUGGUUUAUGAGCCUGUGCGGCAUGCGAAUACGGGGGUGGAUGAGGAGGAGCAGCUGUAUGAGAGCUUUCUGGUGCCGGUGUCGGAGGCACGGCGGAGGCUGAGGGGGAGUGUUAUGGAGGAUGUUGUUCGACGGGGCUGGGAUGCUGUGGAGUUGCGGAUGAGGAUGGAGGAGGGCAAAGGCAGUUGA